AUGUUUGCUAUACAGUAUGUCUAUUCAGCAUGGGCCCCCCAAUUCGCCGAGCGAUUGAAGCUCUCCUCGACUGAGACGAACCUCAUUGGUCUUUCAGCCAAUUUGGGAAUGUAUUCUCUGGGUGUUCCCGUUGGCAUACUGGUCGACCACAAAGGGACUCGUUCCGCCGUCAUUGGCGGCUCCUUUCUGCUCGCCCUUGGAUACUUUCCCUUUCACAUAGCCUAUGACCGCGCGGCUGGUUCCGUUCCGCUUCUUUGCUUCUUUUCGUAUCUUACUGGCCUCGGUGGAUGUAUGGCUUUUGCUGCCGCCGUCAAGACAUCCGCUCUCAACUGGCCACAUCAUCGUGGUACUGCGACCGCUUUCCCGCUGGCUGCUUUUGGCCUGAGCGCCUUCUUCUUCUCAACCUUCGGUACCCUCUUCUUCCCUGGAAAUACUAGCGCCUUCCUGGCUUUACUAUCAUUUGGGACCUGUGGCCUGACCUUCCUCGGUUUCUUCUUCCUGCGUGUUUGGCCGCACACCAACUACCACAGUCUACCCGCCAGUGAUGGUCUGUCUGGCUCUCAACAACUUCACCGUACAUCCUCAGAGGAGGCGAAACCCAACCGCUCCAGUCAUGGGCAUCACGCGGUGUUGGAUGAACCUGAUAUCCGUGGUUGGAACCUGUUUCGUGAGCUCGAUUUUUGGCAGUUGUUUUGCAUCAUGGGCAUUCUCACCGGCGUUGGUCUUAUGACAAUCAACAACAUCGGAAAUGACGUAAAAGCCCUUUGGCGCCACUGGGACGAAUCUGUUGACGAAGCCUACCUCAUCACUAGACAGCAGAUGCACGUCUCCAUCCUGUCUAUCUGCAGCUUUGCGGGCAGACUCCUGAGUGGUGCUGGCUCAGAUUUCAUUGUCAAAGUGCUCCACGGUAGUCGAGUAUGGUGUCUUGUUGUCUCCAGUCUAGUUUUUUUCCUUGCGCAAAUCCUAGCCCUCACCAUCACAAACCCUCAUCUUCUGGGUUUGGUUUCUGGCCUGUCUGGUAUUGCAUACGGGUUUUUGUUUGGAGUAUUCCCCUCCAUAGUCGCCGAGUCAUUUGGAAUCCACGGCCUCAGCCAGAACUGGGGUCUGAUGACACUGUCUCCUGUGGUUUCGGGUAACAUCUUCAAUAUCUUUUACGGCAAAAUUUACGACAAGCACAGCAUUGUGGGCCCAGACGGUGAGCGAGUUUGUCAUGAUGGGCUGAACUGCUAUCGUGCUGCCUAUCUGAUGACCUUGGCAUCAUGUUCAAUUGGUCUCGUUCUCACACUUUGGGUCAUUCGCCACCAGCGCGUGAAAUGGGCAAAAGAGGAGAAAGACAAGGCAGGGCAAACGGACUAG
Messenger RNA from Colletotrichum truncatum, 1356 nucleotides. The record is from RefSeq and is a predicted model, not a curated record. NCBI's taxonomy places the organism in Eukaryota, Fungi, Ascomycota, Sordariomycetes, Glomerellales, Glomerellaceae.